GAAUUUGCUGUUGGCGCUAGCAACUUGUGAUUGCUUAUUUCUGGUGUUCGCAACGAUGGAGGUAACACCGAGUAGUCUGUCGCCACUUCUCGCCUCCUCGUCCCUUACUGUUGUGUAUAUACAUUCGGCACUUUAUGUACGCAUGCUUGCUUCCACUUUUUACAAAUCUUCUGUUUUCCUCGUCCCCACGGCCAUAUUUUCCAGAUUAGUGGUGACAUUCAAUGUGGAACGGUAUAUCUGGGUCUGUCAUCCAUUAAGGGCCCAUGAUUUAUGCUCAAGUCGGGCAAGUCGAACAGCCGUGGUUUUCUGUCUGGUCAUAUCGCUGCUAUGCUCGUUACAGUGGCCAAUAUGCUACAGGAUUAGGCCUUGCUGGGAUUAUCAUCUUCGCCAGCAUUUCUAUGUUAUUGCUAUCAGUGAUAAUGCAAAUUUACAGGCAUACUAUCAGCUGAUGGAUUACUUAACGCUUGCCACAUUUAACGUUUUGCCAGUUGCCGCACUUUGUAUAUUGAACACUCAGCUAAUUAUUACUCUACGAAAAGUUGUUGGCCGAGACACGAUGGCACGUGGAAGUUUUGGUGCUGAUGACGAGGAUGUGGGCGGUGGUCAUCCGAGUGUCGCUGCGCACAACGAAGUGGUCACCGGGAGUACUCCACGAUGUAGCACAACUGCCGACAAUAGCGCCCUCAUUACGGAUGGCACCAGUGGUCACAGAUCCGCUGCUCAGAGGUUUAACGCAAACGCGAUGCUUUUCGCCGUGGUGUUGAUGUUGUUGGUAUGUGUCGGGCCGCAAGCACCGGCUCGGUUGCUCUUUGCGCACUACGAUCUACACAAAAUCGAAAGAUUUGCGGCUUAGGU
This is a messenger RNA of Gongylonema pulchrum, 855 nucleotides long. NCBI's taxonomy places the organism in Eukaryota, Metazoa, Nematoda, Chromadorea, Rhabditida, Gongylonematidae. The record is from the annotation of a GenBank genome assembly.